Molecule: messenger RNA, 576 nt
Organism: Puma concolor (puma)
Lineage: Eukaryota; Metazoa; Chordata; Mammalia; Carnivora; Felidae
Gene: IL18BP
Product: interleukin 18 binding protein
Biological process (GO): T-helper 1 type immune response
Molecular function (GO): interleukin-18 binding
Source: RefSeq, a predicted model, not a curated record
AUGAGACAGAACCGGACACCAGAUCCCAGGCCUUUGCCUGUCCUGCUCCUAUGUGCCCACAUAGUCUCUCACCUGGCUGGAGCCACACCUCUACCUCAGGCCACCACCGCUUUCACUGGCUCAUCUGGGAUCACAAAGGACCCCUGCCCCUCCGGGCUCCCAACAGCCAAGCAGUGCCCAGCAAUGGAGGUGACCUGGCCGGAACUGGAAGUCCCACUGAAUGGAAUGCUGACCUUGUCCUGUACCGCCUGUAGCCGCUUCCCCCACUUUAGCAUCCUGUACUGGCUGGGCAAUGGUUCUUUCAUCGAACACCUCCCAGGUCGGCUGAGGGAGGGCAGCAUCAGUCGGGAGCGCCGGGGCCCACGCACCCAGCUGCAGACGACCCUCAUGCUAGAGGAGCUGAGCCCCACCCUGCGCAAUACCAACUUCUCCUGUGUUUUUGCCGAUCCUGAGCAGACUGCCCAGCGUCACAUCGUCGUGGCCCAGCUCUGGGCUGGGCUGAGGACAGUUGCGCCCUGCACUCAAGAAACCUCACCCUCCAGCGGGUCCCCUCUGCCUCACCAUCAAGACAGGUGA